Molecule: messenger RNA, 1652 nt
Organism: Anopheles moucheti
Lineage: Eukaryota; Metazoa; Arthropoda; Insecta; Diptera; Culicidae
Exons: 2
Coding region: 279-1328 (349 amino acids)
Source: RefSeq, a predicted model, not a curated record
ACAAAAUCACAAGUCAGAACAACCUUGCUGCACGGAAAAUUAGUUAGAACCGUAUCAGAAUCGAUAAGAAAAUUAUCGACGAUGAAGCCAAACCGUGUGCAUUCGGUGUAAAACGCAUUCGAACGUUGCACCAUGCUAAUGCUAGGGUAGUUUCAUUCAAACGCCGCUGCGCCAGUGGUGGUGGUGGUAGUGCACGCUUUCCUUAUUUGUUUACGAAACACGCCGCUUGCCAGCUGUUGGCCGUACAAGGAGCCAAAUUCUGCGUAAAGUGCAUCACGAUGGAUGGAAUUUGCUUCGAUUACGAUCACUACUUCGCGGAGGAAACGUUCAUCAUUGAUGAUUUCGGUGAGAUUUGCGAGGAUGUGGUCCGCAUAGCUAGCGCCAACACGCAAUACCUGUGCAAGGAUUUCGAUGCGGAACCGCGACAGGAAAGUCCACCACCAGGAAACUUUAUCGCUUCGAAUCGAUGCUUCGAGAAGGAGGUGCCGUCACUCUUCUCCGAGAUGGAGUACCUAACGGAAGUGUCACCCGGCACGGAUGUAGUACUGUCGGAGACGAACGCAAUAACAAUUGCCGUGAAUCCUUCUGAGUUUUCCUGCAAACGUUUAAAACGGCCCAUCGAUGAAGCACUGGCUGAUACCACGGAAAAUAGCCCGCAAAAUUACACGAUUGAGGCUACUUUACCGGCUGUUGAAACUAGGGAAGUAGGAUCCCCUCCAGUACAAACGCUUGCUCAUGUAUCAACACCAGUAGAGUAUCAGCGUAUACUCAACAACUACAUUCAAAAGGGCCGCCGAAAGCUGGAAGCUUGUUCCUACUCUAAAAUGAAAGCUUCCUGCCCGGCUAGGGAAAGAGUGAACGCAUCUGUAUGUUCUACCUCAACUAUCGAAACGGCAACGACAUCAACGCUACCGUCCGCUAGAGCCGAUCAUCAGUUUCAGCCAGGUCCCAACACCUCCGUCACUGCCAUUAUCAAUAAUCUUCCCUUGCCGACGUGUAAAGCUUCAUUCGACAAAGUGACCUCCAUUAGUGACAGCAAACAUACGGUAGAAAUGAGCAAAUCAUCAUCGUUAUCCUGCCCAACGCUUUACCAAAGUGCAACGAACCGGACCACAGCGGGAUUGCUCAAAACGGCUCGAUUGUAUCACUGCAGGGAUUGUAGUUCCUCGUACAACUCCAGUGAGCUGCUCCGGAAGCACAGCUGCAUUAUCGCCGAACAGUAUCAGUGUCAUCUGUGUUUGCGUGAGUUCAGGAAACGCAAAACGCUUGACCAACAUAUGAAAUCCCACGAUAAAGUGUUUUCCACCGACGAUGAUUUACGGAAGUAACCUGGGUAGCGCUAGUAGUUGGUUCGUUUGUGUUGACUUACAUUUUAAUGUGUUCUAACGCCCAGCUUUAUUGCAUAGGUUUUAAUCGUUUUAAAAUUGCCAUUCACGACGCUUGCUUUCGAAACACAUAGUGUUAGUUGUAACAAUUGCAAUAAACAGUUCGAAAUCGAAUAACGGUAGUCUGGGUCGACCUCGAUGCUCAGUGGGUUAAAUGUAACAAAAUCACGUAUAUCCAGAAACCCUUGGGCUAAUUCUAGCACCUUCUUUGUAUCACUUAAUGAGUACAUUUAGAAUCCAACUCCAUUGGGGGCAAGAUUCGUUAAG